AUGACUGUAAUCGAUCCCAAAAUUUUUCUCGAUAUUGAAGAAAAUCAAUUACCGUUAUCAUCUUCCGAUCCAGACUUUGAAGAAGACAAUUCACCAUUUGAUAACAUGCCGAUGUCGCCAGCCCUUCUUAAGAAUAUGUUUACGCAGAUUCUCACAAGAACAUCACGAGGAAAAAGGGG
Molecule: messenger RNA, 179 nt
Organism: Ambispora gerdemannii
Lineage: Eukaryota; Fungi; Glomeromycota; Glomeromycetes; Archaeosporales; Ambisporaceae
Source: the annotation of a GenBank genome assembly